AUGGCUGCAGCAUCAGCCCUUUUCUUCCUCACGGCGGCUGUCUCCUGGACAUACUUUUUCAAGGCGACCUCUAAAGAUUAUAUUUGCUACGAGAAGAAAUACUCACUUGAAUCGCUCUGGAAUGCUGUGCGCUACGAGCCGGCGCAGUUCCACCUAGAACCUGAUGUGCCAUCGCCCUUUCGAGGUAAGCCGAGGCCAGAACUGGACGAAGCGUGGGCCAAUGUGACGGAAGGGCACGCUACCCAAGGCGCGGCUAUGCACGGGGACAGCUAUUUGGGGCUCGUCGAGGUUUUCCACCACGUCCAUUGCGUCGAUUUCAUCCGCAAGUACAUCUUCAAAGAGCACUACCCGGACUGGAGAAAUCUCGGAGGCCCACCAGAGGCCGUCUUGGGGCAUGUCGACCACUGCAUAGACCUCCUCCGGCAAAAAGUGCUUUGCGACGCCGACGUUGGCCUCAUGGCGUACUCCUACGACCCCGAGACCAAAUUCGCCAAGGCUCGCACAUCCAACAUGCACAUGUGCCGCGAUUUUCAAGCCAUCAAGGACUGGGCGGCAGGACGGAAGUGGGAGCCGAAGGCUGACUCGGCCUAG
Molecule: messenger RNA, 591 nt
Organism: Ustilaginoidea virens
Lineage: Eukaryota; Fungi; Ascomycota; Sordariomycetes; Hypocreales; Clavicipitaceae
Exons: 4
Coding region: 1-591 (196 amino acids)
Biological process (GO): mycotoxin biosynthetic process
Source: RefSeq, a predicted model, not a curated record